Molecule: messenger RNA, 1898 nt
Organism: Pseudogymnoascus verrucosus
Lineage: Eukaryota; Fungi; Ascomycota; Leotiomycetes; Thelebolales; Thelebolaceae
Gene: ERG24
Product: erg24, C-14 sterol reductase
Exons: 3
Coding region: 272-1735 (487 amino acids)
Biological process (GO): ergosterol biosynthetic process
Cellular component (GO): endoplasmic reticulum membrane
Molecular function (GO): Delta14-sterol reductase activity
Source: RefSeq, a predicted model, not a curated record
CGGACCAUGACGCCAAUCCCCCCCACGCGAAUGCCGCUUCCGCCGCUUCUACACCCCUAAACUCGAUCGAUCCAAUUGAGACUGAUUGAAUCCGAACACGAGCGGAAACACUUGUAUCCGGGGGCGAAGCUAUCUCAAACCUUCUUUUCGAUCGAUACCCUUUUUCACCUCUUUUUACUUAUGUUUAUAUAAGGAGGGCGCAUAUAUCCUGGGUUGACAACAAUCUGCAAACGAGAGAGGAAGAACAGCGAGCCCCUUGUCAACUGCAACAAUGGCCGGUUCGAAAUCUAAAGCCCCCGUCGUGAAGGCGCAAGAGAAACAUGGAUAUGAGUUCGCUGGACCGCCCGGUGCAUUCGCCAUCUCGUUCCUCCUCCCGAUCGUCGUCUACAUCACGAAUUUCGUCUGCAACGACAUUUACGGAUGCCCGAUCCCCUCGGUGCUGGACCCCAAGACUUUGACCUGGGACAAGAUCAAGACCGAGACUGGAUGGCCAGGAUGGAAUGGCAUUGUAAGCUUGGAGGCUACUGGCUGGGUGUUGGGAUACUAUUUCCUGAGCUUGGUGUUGCACAGGUUCCUUCCGGGACAAAUCGUCGAGGGAACUGAACUCGCUAUUGGGGGGCGCUUGAAGUAUAAGUUCAACACUCUCUCCUCCUCCAUAUUCACCGUUGUCCUCCUCCUCGCCGGUACCAUCGCGCAAGGCGCCGACUUCCCAGUUUGGACCUACAUCUGGGACAACUACACCCAAAUCGUCACCGCCAACAUGCUCAUCGCCUUCACCCUCGCAACCUUCGUCUACAUCCGCAGCUUCAGCGUCAAGCCCGGCAACAAAGACAUGCGCGAGCUCGCCGCCGGCGGCCACUCCGGCAACAUGCUAUAUGACUGGUUCAUCGGUCGGGAACUCAACCCCCGCGUCACCCUCCCCAUCUUCGGCGAGAUCGACAUCAAAGUCUUCUGCGAGCUGCGCCCCGGACUCUUCGGCUGGAUCGUCCUCGACGUCGCCUUCAUCGCGCACCAGUACAAGACCUACGGCUACGUCACCGACUCCAUCAUCCUCAUCACCCUCUUCCAGGCCCUCUACGUCUUCGACUCCUUCUACAUGGAACCCUCCAUGCUGACCACCAUGGACAUCACCACCGACGGCUUCGGAUUCAUGCUCUCCUUCGGCGACCUCGCUUGGGUUCCCUUCAUCUACAGUCUGCAAGCGCGCUAUCUCGCCGUCUACCCCCUCACCCUCGGCCUCUCCGGCAACGCCGGCGUCCUCGCCAUCCUGAGUCUGGGGUACUACAUCUUCCGCAGCGCGAACAACCAGAAGAACCGCUUCCGCACCGACCCAUCCGACCCGCGCAUCGCGCAUCUCAAGUACAUGGAGACGGCGUCGGGCUCUAAACUCAUCAUCUCCGGAUGGUGGGGAACGGCGCGCCACAUCAACUACCUUGGCGACUGGAUCAUGUCCUGGGCAUUCUGUCUGCCGACAGGUGUAGCGGGGUACCUUGUGCAGCAAGGCCCGGCGCUGUUGGAUGGCGAGACGGGAUUCUCGCGUGGGGAGGAUAGGGUUGUGCAGGGGGGUGCGAGGGGGUGGGGAAUGGCGAUUUCGUAUUUUUACGUGAUUUACUUCGCGAUUCUGCUCAUUCACCGUGAGAGACGCGAUGAGACCAAGUGUAUGAGGAAGUAUGGGAAGGAUUGGGAGGAGUAUAAGAAGAUUGUGCCGUGGAGGAUUAUUCCGGGCAUUUACUAGGGAGCUGAGCUAUGACGUGUGUCUGGUGGAAGGGGGUUUAAUGGAGGGGGAUGUGUAUAUAGUAAUUGGGGUGGGAUAUUGCAUUUGCAGGUUAAUAAUGGGGGGAUAGCAUAAAUCGGGUAUGGUAAGAGACGUAUCAAAAACAAUAAUAAAUUAUUACCAC